Messenger RNA from Pedinophyceae sp. YPF-701, 1359 nucleotides. Lineage: Eukaryota; Viridiplantae; Chlorophyta; Pedinophyceae. The record is from the annotation of a GenBank genome assembly.
AUGGAGCAGGCGAUCUUGAUGCUCGCCGGCGCCCGCCAGGCGGUCCCGGGCCUACCGGCUGCGCGCAACGUGACGGGAGCCUCCGACAAGGCGGAGCACGCCGCGUGGCCCGCUGAGACCCGGCCCGUUGCAGCCGGCUCCGGGGACGGCGCGGGCAUCCCGCGCAUGGCGUCGUUCGACACCGACGCCGUCUCCGCGGCGCGCUCCCCGUCGUCGUCGAUGACCACCGACGGCGCGCACCACGCGCGGCCGCAACCGCAGCCCGCCGCCGGCGCUGGCCCCCUCCGCGCCCGCGGCCGCGCGCCGCCGCAGGCGUCGUGGCCGCAGACCGCGCACCCCUCGCCCUGCAGCACGCCCUCGCGUCGCUGGCGGCGGCGCCCGUCGCCCCGGCCGCGCCGGGGCGCCCACGCUGCAGUCGCUCUUGCGCUGCUCCACCAGCCACACGCGGGCGUCGCGGCGGGCGCGCUGGCGGCGCCGGACGCCGGCGGCGAGGCGCUGCGGUCGGCGGCGUCGGCCCCGGCGGCGGUCGGCCCCGGCGAGGGCGCGCGGUGGAAGGGCGUGAGCUGGGACAAGCAGCAGCGCAAGUGGCAGGCGCACAUCAGCGUGCGCGGGCGGAUGAUCAAGCUGGGGCGGUACGACUGCGCGGAGACGGCCGCGCUGGCGUACAACGAGGCGUGCGAGAUCCUCGGGUGGCAGGUGGCCAACGACCUGGGGGCGGCGCGCGCCGCGGUGCUGGCGGCGCCCGCGGGCGGGUCGUACAUCCGGUCGAGCACCGCGGCGGCGAAGCUGCGCGGGCUGCGGUCGCACUGCGCCCCGGAGGCCCCCAAGCGCCGCACGAGCCGCUUCGUCGGCGUCGGCUGGCACAAGAUCAACGCCAAGUGGCAGGCGCAGAUGUGCCUGCAGGCCAAGCAGCUGAACCUGGGGUACUACGAGUGCGAGACGGACGCCGCGCUGGCCUACGACAGCGCGUGCGUGCUCCUCGGGCGCGAGCCCUCGAACCAGCGCGUGCUGCCCGCCAGCAUCAGCGCGCACCUCGACCUCGCCGCGGAGAGCCCCGGCGCGCUCCUGUCGCGCAUCCACAGCGCGUCCGCGGCGCAGCAGCUCAUGUCGGCGUCCGUCGUGGCCGCGCCGGCCGAGGACGCCCUCGAGAGCACGCGCUCGCUCGACCGGCCCCUCGCCGUGGCCACCGCCGGCGGGAAGCGCAAGGCCCGGCCCAGCGACGACGACGAGCCGCUGCGGACCUGCGCGAGCGCCGACCCGCUCAUGAUGCUCGCCGGCCUCGCCGGGAAGUACAUCGAGGAGGACGCCUGCAAGAUGGCACGUAGCAACGGGCAGCCCUUCGUCAAGGCCACCCAUUGA